GCAUUCAUGUCCAAACGGUUCCUCCCGUACCAUGAAGCCCCAUUUUAGCCAAGAUCUGCAAUCUCAAGGGCUUUACUAUUCAAAAAUCUACACAAAGGGCUCCUCCACGAAAAUUCACACUCAUCCGAGGAAACCACUGCUUCAUAUUUGCUCAUGACACUAUAAGAACAAAGCUAGCUUGAAAAAUUGAAGUAACUUGAACCACAAUGGAUGUUCUUGAAUACUCUCUCUUCCCCUUGAUAAUCUUGUGCUUCACUUAUUGGUACUUCAAAAAUAAAUCAACAAAAAGUUCAGCCCCAACAAAUUGGCCCCUCGUUGGAAUGUUGCCUGGAUUUGUUCACAAUGCUCAUCGAAUCCAUGAAUUUUUCACUGACAUUCUCUUAGAAACUAGUAGCAAUUUUGAGUUCCAUGGUCCUGUUUUUGGUAACAUGAACAUGUUAUUCACUAGUGAUCCUGCAAAUAUCCACUAUAUCCUUAGUAGAAACUUCUCAAACUAUCCAAAGGGACCUGAGUUUCGUAAAAUAUUCGAUAUAUUAGGAAAUGGGAUCUUCAAUGUUGAUUAUGAGUUAUGGGAGACUCAUAGGAAAACCACUAUGUCCUUAAUGAACCAUGCCAAGUUCCAAGUUUUGUUAGAGAGGAACGUGUGGGACACUAUCGUUAAAGGCCUCGUACCAAUUCUUGAUGCUUUUGUCGAACGAGGCACGAUGUUUGAUUUGCAAGACAUUUUUCAGAGAUUCACUUUUGAUGCUAUCAGCAAAUUGUUACUUGAUCAUGAUCCGAAAAGUUUGUCUGUAAAUUUACCUCAUGUGCCAUGUGAAAAGGCGUUCAACGACAUGGUGGAUGCACUUUUAUACAGACACGUCUUACCAGAAAGCUACUGGAAAUUGCAAAAAUGGCUUCGAAUUGGUAAAGAGAAGAAUCUCAUUAAAGCAUGGGAAGCUUUCGAUCAAUUCAUAUAUCCUGCGAUUUCACAGAAGCAAGAAAAGCUGAUGAAUAAAAACAUUAAAGACGAGGAUCAAGAGUAUGACUUAUUUGGUGAUUAUAUUAAAGCAUACAAUCAGUGGACAAAUGAAGAUAACAGUAAUUCAGGUAAUGUACAAGUAUUUCUAAGAGAUACUUUCUUGAAUUUGAUGUUUGCUGGGAGAGACACCACAAGCACAACUCUCACUUGGUUUUUUUGGCUCUUGGCUAAAAAUCCCUUAGUAGAGACAAAGAUUAGAGAAGAGAUUCAACAACAAUUGCAUCUAAAAGAAGAAAAUCUCAAGUUUUUCAACAUAGAAGAAUCACGAAAAUUGGUCUAUCUACAUUGUGCAUUUUGUGAAGCUCUUCGACUAUUCCCACCCGUUGCAAUUGAGCAUAAAGCUCCAGUUGAACUCGAUAUCCUUCCAAGUGGUCACCGUGUGAGCCCAAACACGAAAAUAUUGAUAUCGGUUUAUACAAUGGGGAGAAUGGAGAGUUUAUGGGGAAAAGAUUGCUUAGAAUUUAAGCCAUCUUACAAAUUUCCAGCGUUUCAUGCGGGGCCAAGGACAUGUUUAGGGAAAGAUAUGGCAUUUAUUCAGAUGAAAAUGGUGGCAGCUACCAUAAUAUACAAUUAUCAUAUUCAAUUAGUGCAAGCACAAGCAAUUUCGCCUACUGCUACUGUAGUAAUUCGAAUGACACAUGGUUUGAAGGUUAAGGUCGUCAAAAAGGUUCCUCUUCAGUCCAAAUGAGUGUUGGUGCAAAAGUGCAUUUAAUUGCUUACAAAUAAGCUAAUAUGCAAUAAGAUUAGUGGAAAUCAAGUUUUUUUCCACUUUCUAAUUGUUUUAGUGAAUGUAAAUAAAGUUUGGGCUGCUAGUGUUAGAAAUCCUUCUAAUGGGUUGGACUAAUAUAUAUUGUUAUGGGCCAUGCAUGGACUACAUUUGUUUGUUAAAUUGUUAGCAAUUUUGCACUCUUGUUUCCUUUC
Lycium ferocissimum is the source of this 1942-nucleotide messenger RNA. RefSeq names its product alkane hydroxylase MAH1-like. The coding region runs from base 207 to 1709 and encodes 500 amino acids. Lineage: Eukaryota; Viridiplantae; Streptophyta; Magnoliopsida; Solanales; Solanaceae. Gene Ontology annotation, molecular function: iron ion binding; monooxygenase activity; oxidoreductase activity, acting on paired donors, with incorporation or reduction of molecular oxygen. The record is from RefSeq and is a predicted model, not a curated record. The transcript is spliced from 2 exons.